UGUGUCCAGUCCAGUCCUCGUCUAACGCGUGGUGUGUGAGGUCGUGUGUACGUGUGUGCGCGGCGGUAUUGUGACUGGGUGUGCGUAUAUCUAGCUCCGUACACAUAACUUUACAUCCGUGUGCGUUUGUGUGUGUUCCAGUUUACCUGUGCGUGUGUGCGUUUACCUGUCUGAUGGCGCCGACGGAGAACAAGACGGUGGCGGUGGUUGGGGCAGGACUGGUCGGCACUCUGGAGGCCUGCAUGAUGGCGAAGCGAGGAUACGAGGUUCACCUGUAUGAGUACCGCCAAGACAUCCGCCAGCUGGAGCACGUGCCAGGGAGGAGCAUCAACUUGGCCAUGAGCGUGCGGGGUCGAACUGGGCUCCGGGCGGCGGGGGUCGAGGAGCAGGUCGUCCAGCGCCAUGGGAUCCCAAUGCGGGCCCGUAUGAUUCACGCCCUCGACGGCUCCACCAGGCCCAUACCUUACAACAGGGAGGGGAAGUGCAUCUUCUCCGUGGGCCGCCGCUUCGUCAACGAGGUGCUGUUGACGCGCGCCGAGGAGUUUCCGAACGUCACCAUCCACUUCAACCACAAGCUGGAGACGUGCGACCUUGAGAAGGGGGAGAUGACCUUCCUGAACACCGAGUCAGGGGAGAGAGUGACUCUUACGGCUGACCUCAUGAUAGGCUGUGACGGCGCCUACUCCAACGUGCGGAAACAGAUGCUCAAACGACCCCACUUCAACUACAAGCAAGAGUACAUCCCCCACGGCUACAUGGAGCUCUGCAUCCCCGCCACGGCCCAGGGGGAGUUCGCCAUGCCUCCCAAUUACCUGCACAUCUGGCCUCGCGGGAACUACAUGAUGAUCGCGCUCCCCAACCAGGACAAAAGCUGGACCGUCACUCUCUUCAUGCCCUUUGAGAUCUUCCACGGCCUCUCCACACCUGAGAAACUGGUUGACUUCUUCCAGACUAACUACCCGGACGCCAUUCCCCUCAUCGGCAAGGAUAAACUGAUCAAGGACUUCUUCAGCAACAAGCCUCUGCCUAUGAUAUCUGUCAAGUGCUCGCCGUACCACGUGGGGGAGCGGAGCCUCAUCAUGGGGGACGCAGCCCACGCCAUGGUCCCCUUCUACGGCCAGGGGAUGAACUGCGGCAUGGAGGACUGCGUGGUGCUGAACGAAAUCCUGGACCGCUGUGGGGAUGAGCUGGGGAAGGCGUUGCCCCUCUACUCCAAGACCCGCAACCCCGACGCAGAGGCCAUCGUGGACUUGGCCAUGUACAACUAUGUGGAGAUGCGUGACCUGGUAAACUCCCCGCUGUUCCUGGCACGCAAGAAACUGGACGACUUUCUGAACAUCGUGCUGGGUAGGCGCUGGCAGCCCCUCUACUCCAUGGUGACCUUCUCUCGCACGCCCUACAGCGCCUGCAUCGCCAAUAAGGGAUGGCAGGACAAGGUCAUAGGACGCGUCAGCCGUGUGGUGGCCGUGGCCUGCAUCGCGGCUAUGGUCAGGCUGGCUCUGCAGGCCGCGAGUGAGCCUGCAACCCACCAGGCAGGCCGCGCAGCCCUCCUCUGGGUGACGGAGGCCGCUGGCAGGCUGACUGGGGCGUGGAGGAGUUGAAGGGAGUGGAAGGUGUGGGGGAGUAGGAGUGGGGUGAGGUAAGGGGGAAAGGGAAGGAAGAGAGGGAAAGAGGGAAGAACGAUGAGGGGAAGGAAGGAAGGAAAGAUGAAUGGUUGGAUUGAAGGAACGGAGGGAGGAAGGAAGAAAAAGGAAAGGAGGUGGAGGAGGGGAAGGGACGCACAUCACACUUACACCCCAUUCCUACAUUAUGCUCUCUCUCUCUCUCUCUCUCUCUCUCUCUCUCUCUCUCUCUCUCUCAAGGUAAACGUCCACAUACAGGUUAAAAUUAAUUAGCACACUUUUACACAUUGUCAGGUACAUUAUUAUUAUUAUUAUUAUUAUUAUUAUUAUUAUUAUUAUUAUUAUUAUUAUUAUUAUUAUUAUUAUUAUUAUUAUUAUUAUUAUUAUUAUUAUUAUUAUUAUUAUUAUUAUUAUUAUUAUUAUUAUUAUUAUUAUUAUUAUUAUUAUUAUUAUUAUUAUAAUCUGAAGAAGUUACAACAGGAGAAUGAUACAUACAUACAUACAUACGUACAUACAUACAUACAUACAUUUAUACAUACAUGCAACAAGUACAUGAAAGGAAAGGUGUGUGUGUGUGUGUGUGUGUGUGUGUGUGUGUGUGUGUGUGUGUGUGUGUGUGUGUGUGUGUGUGUGUGUUUCAAGCUGUAUGUGUUGAGGAAUGAGAGAAAGAGGAAAAGAUAUUAUCAUUGUCAUUAUUUUUAUCACUGUUAUUGUCAUCACCAGGUAUUGUUUUCAUUAAGUGAAACAAUUUUGACGUAUUUAAAAAAAAGCUGAUCUUUUUAAAUGUUAUUUUUUGUGUUGUUUUCUAAGUAAAGUUUUUACUAACUAU
Molecule: messenger RNA, 2451 nt
Organism: Eriocheir sinensis (Chinese mitten crab)
Lineage: Eukaryota; Metazoa; Arthropoda; Malacostraca; Decapoda; Varunidae
Gene: cn
Product: kynurenine 3-monooxygenase-like
Exons: 11
Coding region: 174-1601 (475 amino acids)
Biological process (GO): NAD+ metabolic process; quinolinate biosynthetic process; L-tryptophan catabolic process
Cellular component (GO): mitochondrial outer membrane
Molecular function (GO): FAD binding; NAD(P)H oxidase H2O2-forming activity; kynurenine 3-monooxygenase activity
Source: RefSeq, a predicted model, not a curated record